GCCAGCGCUCCCCAGCCGGCGGAUGCAGACGCGGAGGCCGUGGAGCAGCCGCACAAGCGCCGCCGCAGCUUUGGCACGGAUGAGCAACAGCGGCAAGCCGCACGGCGGCGCCAGCGGCGGCAGGGCAUGGAACCUGAUCAGCGGCAGCAGCACCUCUCUGCGCACGCCGCGGCGGAGGCGGCGCGCGUGGCGGCAAUGACCGCUGAGCAGCGGCAGCAGCACCUAGCUGCACACGCCGCUGCGGAGGCAGCGCGCGUAGCGGCGAUGAUUACUGAGCAGCGGCAGCAGCACCUCGCUGCACACGCCGCCGCGGAGGCGGCACGGCGGGCGGGCAUGGACGAGGAGCAGCGGCAGCAGCACCUAGCUGCACACGCCGCUGCGGAGGCGGCGCGCGUGGCGGCAAUGACCGCUGAGCAGCGGCAGCAGCACCUCGCUGCACACGCCGCUGCGGAGGCGGCGCGCGUAGCGGCGAUGACUGCUGAGCAGCGGCAGCAGCACCUCGCUGCACACGCCGCGGCGGAGGCGGCGCGCGUGGCGGCAAUGACCGCUGAGCAGCGGCACCAGCACCUAGCUGCACACGCCGCUGCGGAGGCGGCGCGCGUGGCGGCAAUGACCGCUGAGCAGCGGCAGCAGCACCUCGCUGCACACGCCGCGGCGGAGGCGGCGCGCGUGGCGGCAAUGACCGCUGAGCAGCGGCAGCAGCACCUCGCUGCACACGCCGCUGCGGAGGCGGCGCGCGUGGCGGCGAUGGCUGCUGAGCAGCGGCAGCAGCACCUCGCUGCACACGCCGCUGCGGAGGCGGCGCGCGUGGCGGUGAUGGCUGCUGAGCAGCGGCAGCAGCACCUCGCUGCACACGCCGCCGCGGAGGCGGCACGGCGGGCGGGCAUGGACGAGGAGCAGCGUGCAGCGGAAACGGGCGCGCGGCAGCAACGACGGGCAAGACAACGCUUCACAGCCAGCACUGAGCGUGGCCCAGCAAUCCGGCGUAAGUUCGAGGAGGUGUGCAACCACGUCUGCGAAUGCUGUCGGCGCUGCUUCUACAGGGCCGGUGUCACGGUCACGGAGCACGAGGUUGCAUGCUCCACUCUCGCCCGGAUCCUGCGCGGCGGCGCCGCGGCCGGCACCGACCGCGACCGUGACGAGCUUGACGAGCUGGAGCGUGGCGUCGGCGCCUAUGCGGCAGACGGCGAUGCAGGCGGCGCCGCGGACGUGGCCGCAGCCGCGACCGAGGAUGGCGGCGGCGUGGGGCUGGAGGCGGGACUGGAGGCGGAGGAGGCUCAGCAGGCAGCGGAGCCAGUGCAGCAGCGGCCACGCCGGGCUGCAGCUGCUGCUGCCACCGAUGCUAUCCUUGGUGGCGCCCGUGGCCGUCGCGCCGCCCGCGGUCGUAGCCGGCGCCGUGGUCUACUCGGCCAGGCGGUAGCGGCGGACGGCGUGCCGGCGGCAGCAGAUGACGGCGGGCAGCCCACCAGCCGCAUGCUGUGCUGCACCUGCCUCGAGAAAAUAAUAAUAAUAAUACCUACGCACGGACCAAGGUCCCGCGUGCCUUAAGGAAGAGUCCCAUCGAGGCUAA
Messenger RNA from Chlamydomonas reinhardtii, 1570 nucleotides. RefSeq lists its product as uncharacterized. The transcript is spliced from 2 exons. NCBI's taxonomy places the organism in Eukaryota, Viridiplantae, Chlorophyta, Chlorophyceae, Chlamydomonadales, Chlamydomonadaceae. The record is from RefSeq and is a predicted model, not a curated record. The annotation marks the transcript as partial.